GCAGGCGCGGCGAGCGGAGGCGAGAGGAAGCGCAGGCCGAGCCGGGAGGGAGGCGGCGGGCUCGGGCCAUGUUCCCCCGCGGCUCGCGGCGUCGCCGAUCCGCCCGGACCUGGCCCAGAGAUCCGUCUGCUGUAUCCUGUCAUCCAUAGCCUGACAAAAAUAAAGCUCGGGAUCUGAAAUGGACCGUCACCUUCAGCAUGAUUGCCUCUCCCCUCAAGAAAGCAGUACAACGUGUUUGAAAACUGGCCCCCACCCUCAGGAUGCCGAAGGGAGCUGCAGCUCCAAAGGGAAGAGAAUCGGGACAUCCCGGCCCAGGUUGUCUUCAAGGCAGGCAACAUGUCAUGCGAGCUUUUCAGCUACCGGUCGUCUUUCCCUAAUACGCCAUCCCCCCAGUCUGCCAUAGAAAGCUGAUGGGUGGCCUUGGACCAGUCAUGCUCAGCCAGACAUCCUUCACAGCCAUCCAGCAACCAAAUGGGAGCGCCCUGGACAACCAGGCCGUGGAGGACACCAGCAGGGAUGCAGGCAGCCCGAAGUUGAAACAAAACGUUGUAGUCCUGGAUCCAGCGGACUACACAGGGCACUGCUCUUUCCUGAGGGGCCUAUUCGCAGUGCCCAACAGCUGGACUGAGAUCACAGCCGAUUUCCUGGAAGACGCUUUCCGGAAAGUUUUAACUGAAAUGGACUAUCUAGCCAUCCAGCAACCAAAUGGGAGCGCCCUGGACAACCAGGCCGUGGAGGACACCAGCAGGGAUGCAGGCAGCCCGAAGUUGAAAUAAAACGUUGUAGUCCUGGAUCCAGCGGACUACACAGGGCACUGCUCUUUCCUGAGGGGCCUAUUCGCAGUGCCCAACAGCUGGACUGAGAUCACAGCCGAUUUCCUGGAAGACGCUUUCCGGAAAGUUUUAACUGAAAUGGACUAUCUAGGUAGUUACACGUCCCUGGCCAUUCAAGACUACUUGGCCCACUACCUGAGCAGGCACCGGGGAGAACUAAAUGGCACCCGCGACCAUCCACAACCAGUCCCCUCUUGGGGCUCCUAAACAGGAGGAAGGGAUUCAGUUUCCAAGACGUAUAUGAAAGAGCCCCAGUGAGCAGCCACUUGAGGAAGGAGGGCUCCUCCCCCAAAUGAGUGAUUCUCACCUCUUUCCCUUUGCAUCUUCUUCCAGGGCUCAAUAAAGCUGUCCAGGCUCUCAGGCCCUGAAGUCCUGAACCUUCUUCGCCUGACAGUUAUUGUGUUCUUCUUGUCACCCGCAGCCAUCCAGCCAUCAACUGGGGCAGUUGCGGUGAGAGAGGAGUGUGGUAGAAUUUGGGGGUGUUUGGUUCUGAAACCAGGCCAUUAAGAACAUGAACCCGACUCAGGCUCUUUGGAAAGCUCCUAAAAGCCUCCUCAGGGAAAGCUUUCGUUUUUCUUUUCCAUAACUCCCUGAAGGCUGGCUGGAGUUUCACUUUCUGGGAAAAGGGGGAGAACACUAAGUUAAUUAGCACAAAUUGACACAUAAUGGUAUGCAAGGUCUUUCGCCUUGCUUCUAAAUUACAGCGGGUCAUUUAGAUAGAGGGGCUCCAGGUCAUCUUCAUCUUGUUUUGAAGUACAUUGGGGGAGCCUGGGCCGGCAAAGUGUGAAAUUCCUUUUUGUGACCUGUAGAAGAUGUUCUGAUUUAUUGGACCACUUGUUCCUGGGAAAGGAACAACGUGGACCCACAGAGAACAGUUUUUUGUAUACAACACCACAACUUUGGACCAUAAAAGGAGGAGCCGAAAUCCCUUCACUGCUGCACUGCCAAUUGGCAGGGAAACUUCUAGGAGUUCCCCAGCGAUUGGUGGGCAGCCCGAAAGCUUUCGACUUGGGAGGGAGGAGGAAAUAGUGUGUUGGUACCUUUAGCCUUAAGCCUUCAACCUAUAUAUAUAUAUAUAUAUAUAUAUAUAUAUAUAUAUUUCUUAAGUCUUAGUGUUAAGCUGUUUCCUUUUGUGGUUUGCAUUAUAACCUUUGAGAUAUAUUCAAUAAACUUUUAGAUUUG
Eublepharis macularius is the source of this 2015-nucleotide messenger RNA. RefSeq lists its product as uncharacterized. The record is from RefSeq and is a predicted model, not a curated record. The transcript has 7 exons. Lineage: Eukaryota; Metazoa; Chordata; Lepidosauria; Squamata; Eublepharidae. The coding region runs from base 411 to 776 and encodes 121 amino acids.